Suncus etruscus (white-toothed pygmy shrew) is the source of this 3225-nucleotide messenger RNA. It is a transcript of the gene ITGB1, whose product is annotated as integrin subunit beta 1. Bases 45 to 2441 code for a protein of 798 amino acids. Gene Ontology annotation, biological process: integrin-mediated signaling pathway; cell migration; cell adhesion mediated by integrin. The record is from RefSeq and is a predicted model, not a curated record. Gene Ontology annotation, cellular component: integrin complex; focal adhesion; cell surface. The transcript is spliced from 16 exons. Gene Ontology annotation, molecular function: collagen binding involved in cell-matrix adhesion; C-X3-C chemokine binding; integrin binding. Lineage: Eukaryota; Metazoa; Chordata; Mammalia; Eulipotyphla; Soricidae.
AGCGCAGCGGACCGCGCCGGGGCCCCGACGCCCUGCCGGAGAAGAUGAAUUUGCAACUGAUCAUCUGGAUUGGCCUGUGCAGUUCAAUUUGCUGUGUUUUUGGCCAAACAGAUGAAAAUAAAUGUUUAAAAGCAAAUGCCAAAUCUUGUGGAGAGUGUAUACAAGCAGGGCCAAAUUGUGGAUGGUGCACAAACUCAACAUUUUUACAAGAAGGAAUGCCUACGUCUGCACGAUGUGAUGAUUUAGAAGCUUUAAAAAAGAAGGGUUGCCAUCCAAAUGACAUAGAAAACCCCAGGGGCUCAAAAAAGAUCAAGAAAAAUAAAAAUGUGACCAACCGGAGCAAAGGAACAGCAGAGAAACUCCUUCCGGAAGACAUCACUCAGAUACAGCCACAGCAGUUGGUCCUGCAGCUGCGAUCAGGGGAGCCUCAGACAUUCAAAUUAAAAUUCAAGAGAGCUGAAGACUAUCCAAUUGAUCUCUACUACUUGAUGGACCUCUCUUACUCUAUGAAAGAUGAUUUGGAGAACGUGAAAAGUCUUGGAACAGACCUGAUGAAUGAAAUGAGGAGGAUUACUUCAGACUUUCGCAUUGGGUUUGGCUCAUUUGUGGAGAAAACUGUGAUGCCUUAUAUUAGUACAACACCAGCUAAACUCAGGAAUCCCUGCACAAGUGAACAGAACUGCACCAGUCCCUUCAGCUAUAAAAAUGUGCUUAGUCUUACUGACAAAGGAGAAGUAUUCAAUGACCUUGUUGGUAAACAGCGCAUAUCUGGAAAUUUGGAUUCUCCGGAAGGUGGCUUUGAUGCCAUUAUGCAAGUUGCGGUUUGUGGAUCAUUGAUUGGCUGGAGGAAUGUUACCCGGCUGCUGGUGUUCUCCACGGAUGCUGGAUUUCACUUUGCUGGAGAUGGAAAACUUGGUGGCAUUGUCUUACCAAACGACGGGCAGUGCCAUCUGGAGAAUAAUGUGUACACGAUGAGUCAUUAUUAUGAUUACCCUUCAAUUGCUCACCUUGUCCAAAAGCUUAGUGAAAAUAACAUUCAGACGAUUUUUGCAGUUACUGAGGAAUUUCAGCCUGUUUAUAAGGAAUUGAAAAAUUUGAUCCCUAAAUCAGCAGUAGGAACAUUAUCUGCAAAUUCUAGCAAUGUAAUUCAGUUGAUCAUUGAUGCAUACAAUUCUCUUUCCUCAGAAGUCAUUCUGGAGAACAGCAAGUUGCCAGAAGGAGUGAAAAUAAGUUACAAAUCUUUCUGCAAAAAUGGUGUGAAUGGAACAGAGGAAAAUGGAAGAAAAUGCUCCAAUAUUUCCAUUGGAGAUGAGGUUCAAUUUGAAAUAAACAUAACUUCAGAAAAAUGCCCAAGUAGGAAUCCUGAAACAAUUAAAAUUAAACCUCUGGGCUUCACCGAAGAGGUAGAGAUCAUUCUUCACUUCAUCUGUAAUUGUGAAUGUGAAAAGGAAGGAAUUCCUCAUAGUCCCAAGUGUCAUGAAGGAAAUGGGACUUUUGAGUGUGGAGCUUGCAGGUGUGACGAGGGACGUGUUGGUAGGCAUUGUGAAUGUAGCACAGAUGAAGUUAACAGUGAAGACAUGGAUGCAUACUGCAGGAAAGAAAACAGCUCAGAAAUCUGUAGUAACAACGGAGAGUGCGUCUGUGGACAGUGUGUUUGUAGGAAGAGGGAUAAUACAAAUGAAAUUUAUUCUGGAAAAUUCUGCGAGUGUGAUAAUUUCAACUGUGAUAGAUCUAAUGGCUUGAUUUGUGGAGGGAAUGGUGUUUGCAAGUGCCGUGUAUGUGAAUGCAACCCCAACUACACUGGCAGUGCGUGUGACUGUUCUUUGGAUACCACUACAUGCCUGGCCUCAAAUGGACAGAUCUGCAAUGGCCGCGGCAUCUGUGAGUGUGGUACCUGUAAGUGCACAGAUCCAAAGUUCCAAGGUUCGACUUGCGAGUUGUGUCAGACUUGCAUUGGUGUCUGUGUUGAGCAUAAAGAUUGUGUCCAGUGCAGAGUCUUCAAUAAGGGAGAAAAGAAAGACACGUGUGAACAAGAUUGUUCGCAUUUCAACAUUACCAUAGUUGACAGUCGGGACAAAUUGCCCCAACCUGGGCAGUUUAGCCAAAUGUCCCAUUGUAAGGAGAAGGAUAUCGAUGAUUGCUGGUUCUAUUUCACAUACUCAGUGCACGGGCACAAGGAGAGCAUGGUUUACGUUGUAGAAACCCCAGAAUGUCCCACUGGACCAGACAUCAUACCAAUUGUAGCUGGUGUUGUGGCUGGAAUUGUUCUUAUUGGCCUUGCAUUGCUUUUAAUUUGGAAGCUUUUGAUGAUAAUUCAUGACAGAAGGGAAUUUGCCAAAUUUGAAAAGGAAAAAAUGAAUGCCAAAUGGGAUACGGGUGAAAAUCCUAUUUAUAAGAGUGCCGUGACAACUGUCGUCAAUCCGAAAUAUGAGGGAAAAUAAGCAAAUUUCGCAACACUGAAUGAAGAUAGUCAUUUUCAUAGUCACAGUUAGGUAGCUUGAGGGAAAUAUUGCCAGGUUUUGAAAAUGUACAAUAUGUAUAAUUUAAAAGACUUAUUAUUUUUGAAAAUAAUGUUAUAAUCAAUGCCAGGGACUGACUAAAGACUUGAGACAGGAUGGUUAAUCUUGUCAGUUAAGGUCACAUUGUGCCUUUUUGACCUUUUCCUCCUGGACUAGUCAAAUCCAGAUGUUGAGUUAAUUAUGAUCAUUUUCAUACCUUCUUUCAAAAUUCAAAAUUGGGUAAAUAGUUUGCAGGAGUAGUAAUUGCAAAAAAUGUCUCUGAUUUAGCAUAUUGACAUAAAGGUCUUAAUUUAUGGAUUACUUGCUGAAUUAGGGACCUGAGGGCUGAACUUCUGUUUGUUUCAUUCAUUUUAUUUUGUUUAAAGCCUGGUGCUUUUUUUAAUGACUUCUCUAAUCCUUAAAUGUAUUGUUUGUAAUUUGGGGUGAGACUUUUUACUAGUCCUGUUUCUUUGAUGUGUUGGCUGUAAAUUUGCCUUUUAGGAACAUGUGAAAUGGAACUGUGGCUUAAGCAGCAGCUCUCACUUGCAUUACUUUCAUUUCAGUUAGUGCUCUAACAGACCACUGUAUAUUUCUCACUGCUUGUUUUACCCAUUUUGUUUCUUACUAGUCACAUUUUUGUUUAAAGUGCCUUUUAAUUUUAAUAGUUCACUUUUUACCAUGCUGUUUCCUGAAGUUAUUUAUUAAAUAAAAUGCCUCAAAUAUUUAA